CACACACACACACUGUCCCGUCCUGCUCUCACACUCAGCUCAGACUGACAGCAGCGAGUGGAGACACACUGUGGGACAUGAGAUUUCACUGAGGAUUUUAGGACACUGCUUUAGUGGUGUGUGUCUCCGUUGAGUGAGUGAGUGUGUGUAGGUGUGUGUUUGUGUUAGUGAUGGCACUCCAGAUUACACUCAGAGCGUGUGUGUUCAUGUUGUUGCGGUCAUGUGUGUAUGGUUUUAACCUGGAGACCACCGACACACUGAGCAAAGAGGGAGAACACGGCAGCUUCUUCGGCUUCUCACUUGCUCUCCACACACAGACCACCCCCCAUCAGCAGAGCUGGAUCCUAGUUGGGGCACCGCGAGCUCGAGGUCUUGGUCACCUGCGUCACACUCACACAGGUGCACUGUAUCGCUGUCCAAUCACAGCUGAGGAGUUUGACUGUGAGCGAGUCGACAUCGAUGGAGAUGUGAGUUUGGACAGAGAGAGUAAAGACAAUCAGUGGCUCGGUGUGACAGUGAAGAGUCAGGGCAUCGGAGGAAAAGUUGUGACAUGUGCUCACCUAUACGAACUCCGCCAGCGAGUUAACCAGGCAUCUGAAACUCGUGAUCCGAUUGGCCGAUGCUACGUGCUGAGUGAAGACCUGAGUGAGAGAGAUGACCUGGAUGGAGGAGAAUGGAAGUUCUGUGAAGGUCGUCCUCAAGGUCACGAGCAGUUUGGCUUCUGUCAGCAGGGACUAGCAGCAAGCUUCACCCCCGAUAAUAACUACAUCCUGUUUGGAGCUCCAGGAACCUACAACUGGAAAGGUGAAAUGCAUGUUCAGCUGCUCAACCAGACAGUGUUGGAUUUGGGUUACUAUGACGACGGGCCAUAUGAAGUGGCAGACGAAAAACAGUUAAAUUCUGCGUUAAUUCCUCUUCCUUAUCACAGCUACCUGGGUUUUUCGGUGGAUUCUGCUAAAGGAGUGAUGCAGCACUCUGAGCUAACGUUUGUGGCUGGAGCACCUCGUGCCAAACACACUGGUGCUGUGGUGCUGCUGAAGAAGGACAGCGCAUACCGCCUGGUCCCUGAGUUCAUCCUGUGGGGGGAGGAGCUAGCGUCCUCAUUUGGAUACUCAGUCUCUACCACAGACCUUAAUCAGGAUGGGUGGACAGAUUUAAUUGUGGGAGCUCCGAACUUCUUUGACCGUAAGGCGGAGAUCGGGGGUGCGGUGUAUGUGUUCCUGAACCCUGCUGGUCACUGGAACGAGGCGCGGCCCAUCCGCCUCAACGGAACCUACGACUCCAUGUUCGGUAUGACGGUAAGCGCCGCGGGAGACCUCGACCGAGACGGCUAUGCAGAUUUUGCAGUUGGUGCUCCAUUUGAUGGACAGGGAAAAGUUUUUAUUUUCAGAGGUUCAGCUGAAGGACUCGAUACUAAACCAUCUCAGGUUCUAGAUGGAAUAAAUGCAGGAGUGUCUCGUUUCGGUUACUCUCUAUCUGGUGGUUUGGAUAUUGAUGGGAAUUUGUACCCGGACCUGGCGGUUGGGUCUCUCAGUGACCAGGUGGUUCUGUUCAGGUCACGGCCAGUGAUCCAUGUUAUAAGGGACAUUUUAGUGGAGCCUCAGCACAUCGACCUGACGCAGCACAACUGUAAGGGCCGAGAUGGAGUGUGUGUGGAGGUGAAGGCCUGUUACAGCUACAGAGCUCAGCCUGAGUCUUACUCACCUUAUAUCACACUUGGGGUUCAUUUUGAGGCCGACACUGAACGCAGAAAAUCUGGGCUGCAGCACAGAGUUCGCUUCCUGGGUCGAAGAUCAUCUGAGCCUGAAUACAUUCAUUCUGAAGAGCUUGAGCUGAGAGGCCAAAAUCACCCAGCCUGCCAGACUGCUACCUUCAUACUGCAGGAGAAUAUAAGAGAUAAACUGCGUCCAGUCUCACUUUCUAUCACACACACCAUAAAGAAGACACGACCGGAUGGACACAGUGGUGGUCACACACACCAGCGUUUGGGCCGUCUUACCCCUGUCCUGAGUCUUACUCCCCAUAACACACUCCACUCUGAGGUGAACUUCAUCAGAGAGGGCUGUGGUGAUGAUAACAUUUGUCAGAGUAACCUGAAACUGAGCUACAGAUUUGGGACACGGCCCCCAAUUUCAGAUCUCUUCACUGCUUUACCAAUAGGGGAGAAUGGUGUGCCUGUUUUUUCUCUUUCUGAUCAGAAGUCAGUGGUUUUGGAGGUGACGGUUACAAACAUGCCAUCUGACCCCAGCCACCCUGACGAUGAUGGAGAUGAUGCCCAUGCUGCUCAGCUCACACUCACACUGCCACACACACUCACCUACUCCGGGGUCAGGGGUCAGGUGGUUUGUGAGGCGAAUCAGAAUGGAUCUCAGGCGGAGUGUGAGCUUGGAAAUCCGCUGAAGAGAGAUGCUGUAUUGACGUUCUACAUUAUUUUAAGCACAUCAGGCAUCACUAUGGAAACCACAUCUUUAUCAGUCGACCUACUGAUGUCCACGAUCAGUGAGCAACUUCACCUGUCUCCUGUUACAGCUCUCGCUCGAGUAGUGAUCGACCUUCCUCUCACUGUCAGCGGGGUGUCUCGUCCUCAUCAGCUGUUCUUCAGUGGGAGUGUCCGAGGUGAGAGUGCAAUGGAGACACUGGAGCAAACAGGAAGUGAAGUGGAUAUCGAGUUCACAGUGUCUAACAGCGGUCAGUCUCUGCAGACAUUCGGCUCGUCGUUUCUCAACAUCAUGUGGCCUCAUGAGCUGGCGAAUAAAAAAUGGCUGCUUUACCCAACGAGUUUACACUCAGACCACCCACACACACACUGCACACACCACUCAGCACUCAACACACUCGGCCUCAAACACACAAUUCAUCACCACCACACACACACUCAGCACCUCAAGGUUCGGAGGACGCGCUCAUAUCCUGAGGAUGAAGAACAAAUGCAGAUGAAGAACAGCAUAAACCACAACACACCAGCUGUCGCUGCCAGUGAGAGACGUAAAUCCCUCAAACUGGACUGUGUGUUAGGUUCAGCGAGGUGUGUGGUGUUUCAGUGUGCGCUGCAGAAUUUCUCUGGCACUGUGAAGUUCACAGUUAAAGCUCGUCUCUGGAACAGCACAUUUAUAGAGGAGUUCUCGGCAGUCAGCGUGUUGGAGGUGUUGGUCAGAGCAAACAUCUCAGUGAAAUCUAGCAUUAAACAUCUGUUGCUGAGAGAUACUGCUGCACAGGUAUCAGUGAUGGUGUAUCCUGAGCUGAGUGUGUUGGAUCAGUCGUGGGUUCCAUGGUGGAUUAUCUUGAUUGCUGUAUUAGCUGGUGUGAUUGUUCUUGCACUGAUUGUCUGCAUCUUGUGGAAGUUUGGUUUUUUCAGGAGGUCCACACAUAAGGACAGUGUUCCUCAGUAUCAUGCAGUGAGAAUCCGGCAUCAGGAACGUUCUCACCUGCACCCUGAGCUCCAGCCCCAAAAACUCCUCAAACCUGAAAAAUCUCACAAAUCAAACAUGAAACAGUGGAGAACACGGUGGAGUGAUGGCACACACUGACAUGCCCACACACACACACACACACACACACACACACACACACACACACACACACACACAGAUUUACUUUAGCAUGUGCUAAUAAUCAAAUAAACAAUAAUAAACACACACAACAGCAUUAUAGUGGAGUCUUCAGGAGGCUGCCUGUGUCUUUAUGUCCCAUUUACAGAAUGUGUUUAUGGUCUAUAUAGGAAAUAUGGACAUAUCUUUGAUUUCAAAGAAGGAAACCAUGGUGUUGGGUGUGUAGAGAAUGUGGGUGUGUCUUUUAGUGUGAGACUGAGAAUGAGAGUAUUGAAAAAAGGCUUUUAUUAUCACACAUAUAUUAAAGCGGUGGUUCUCAAACUGGGGGUUGUGACCCUGUAGGGGGUCACAGAGUGAUUUCAAGGGGUCACAAGGAAGAAAGUGUCAAGAUAUUGUGAUUACAGUAAAUAUUUUUAAUGUUACAAAUAAUAGGACAAAUGCAUAUUUUCUUAUUUUAAAAAACAGAACUGAUUGGAGUAUUUUAAAAAAUAAUUAUAAGUAAUAUUUCUUCAGAUAAGACAUCACUGAGUGUCAACUAACAAAAUACAAAUACAAAAACACAACAUCACAUGUGGACGCCGUUACCACAAAAUUGAUAAAUGUUAGGUCCUGAUGGAUGAUGAAUUGUCUGUGUGAUGAGAGUCAUCUAAAUGGGGAAAGUGGAAUAAAGCCCUUGGCUGUGGCCCUGUGGCGAACCGAGCGUGAGCAGAAAAAACACAUGAGCUUUUACCGCACCUGAUGAUGAAUGAUGCAGAAACACAACAAGAAGGUGAUACGGCCAAAGACAUCAAGAGUCAAUUGAUAGAUGGAUCUCAAAAACAACUACAUCCAUCCUACUGAAAGGAUGGGGCAUAAAUUCAUUUGAUAAAAAAUAUUAUUUAUAGUACAAAAUAUUACAGUACAUCUUGUUAAAUGUUGUGAAUGGUUUAAAGCCAGUUUUUGUGUAUGUUUGUGUAUACGGUCUUAGUGCGAGUCGCGUGUUCUGGUUGAUCUUAAUGGAGAGGAAGUUUGAGACCCGCUGCAUUACAGCACAGUGAAAUGAUUUACUUUAUCCCAGCUUUGGUGAAGUGCGGCUCAGAGAUGUAGAUUACAGAUUACAGAUUACAGAAACAGGAUGAGUUUGUUUUCAGAUUUUUUUCUCAUGAAAUCACGUCAGAUUAUGAAGAUUUAUUGAGGUGUGUUUUUGUAUUUAAAAAUGAGUGAGACGGACACACCCACUUAUCUACAGACAAACUUUGCACAAAUGUGAGGAAAGAUUUAAUCUUCUGGAAAGCAGUAAUAAUGUAAUUGUGUUAAAGUCACACAAGGAAAAAAACCCUGAAAAAUAUAUUAAAACUGUAUAUCACAUCUGACAUUAGAUUCUGGCUGUGUUUACAUUUUAACAUAAAUGCUGUGUGUUCAAGGGUAACACACACUCACACAGACACACACGCAAACGCACACACACAGACACAGACAGACAGACAGACACACACACAGACACAGACAGACAGCCACGCACACACAGACAACACACACACAGACACACAAACACACACACAGACAAACACACAGACAGACAGACAAACACACAUACACACACAAACACACAUACACACACAAACACACACAGACAAACACACACACAGACAGACAAACACACACACAGAGACAAACAAACACAGACAGACAUAUAGACACACACAGACAAACACACACACUGUACCUUUUUUUAUUAGAUUAAUUUAAACACUGCUAUAACACACAUCCAUUACACACAUCUAACAUGAUAAAGGUACUUGAGCGUAUAUUAUAACACUUGAGAUUCUUCAGAUCUGUUGCUCCUUAGCAGACAAACAUGGGAAGAUUUUUACUCAUUAAAGGUUUGUGAAACAGCCAAAGUGUUUUUCAGGAAAUAAAUAGUGUCUAAGUUCCUGGUUUUGUUUCUCUGUUAAAUCAUUAUUUAAAUAUUCAAAUGUUCUCAUGUCUGAAUAUUUCAAUUUUUUUUUUAUGGAUUUUCACACUUGAAUCAUUAACUUUGAUUUGUUCUUUAAUUCUUUAUUGUAUAUGAAUCUAAAAAAGACAAGCUGCAGGUUUCAGAAGCUCUUAGUGUUUUAUUUCUCAUUUCUGUUGCAAGUGCCUUACAUGAGCAUCACUGACUCCAUCAUUCAGACGAGCUGAGUUUAUUUACUGGCUGUUUUAGACAAACGUAAAAAUAAAUAGUUAAAUAAAUAUCCAGUAAAGUUAGAUUUCUUUAGUUAGAGCAGCAAAACACAGCAUGUUGUAAUAAUUAAGGAACUAAACUCAAGAUGUUCAAUUGGUGCUGAUGUGAAUUAAAAGAUUUGACUCAA
This is a messenger RNA of Tachysurus vachellii, 5878 nucleotides long. RefSeq names its product integrin, alpha 7 (gene itga7). The transcript has 25 exons. Lineage: Eukaryota; Metazoa; Chordata; Actinopteri; Siluriformes; Bagridae. Gene Ontology annotation, cellular component: integrin complex; external side of plasma membrane. Gene Ontology annotation, molecular function: integrin binding. Gene Ontology annotation, biological process: cell adhesion mediated by integrin; cell-cell adhesion; integrin-mediated signaling pathway. The record is from RefSeq and is a predicted model, not a curated record. Bases 171 to 3527 code for a protein of 1118 amino acids.